AGCAGCAGCAACAAGCUGGAGUUCAAAGUUAGCAGUAAAUUGCACAACUUCCAGCUCAUCGCUACGCUCGGUGACUAUUAACAAGCUGGAAGGCGCUCAGGGAAAAAAAUAGGGGAGAAGGGAACACCCUCGAAUUGUUUGGGGAUCGUUGAUGUUAUGCCGCUGGGAUCAUGGCUCCUUUUGGAAGGAAUUUAUUAAAAACCCGGCAUAAAACCAGGUCUCCCAGCAAGGACAUGGCUUCAAAUGAAAGAGAGAUUGUGGUUUGGGUUUGCCAGGAGGAGAAGAUUGUAUGUGGCUUGACAAAGCGCACAACUUGCUCAGAAGUGAUUCAAGCACUGCUGGAGGAACAUCAGACAACAUUUGGAGAGAAAAAGGUCCUUUUUGGAAAACCUAGUGAUUACUGCAUCAUAGAAAAAUGGAGAGGCUCGGAGCGAGUACUGCCUCCCUUGACAAAGAUUCUGAGGCUUUGGAAGGCCUGGGGGGAAGAGCAGUCUAAUUUGCAUUUUGUGUUGGUAAAGUCAGAUGCCUUCCUCUCCUUUCCACUGUGGAAGACAGCUGAAGCCAAGGUAAUACAAAAUGUAGAAAAACAGUGGGACCUCAGUCCAGCAAAUUACAUGAAGAUGUUGCCAAUAGACAAGCAAAAGAAAAUUGUGAGGAAGACUUUCCGGAAACUGGCCAAACUUAAACAGGACAGUGUUCAGCAAGAGAGAGACAAUAUGGAGACACUAAUUCAUUUGAUAAUUUCUCAAGAUCAUACCAUUCAUCAACAAGUCCUUAGAAUGAAGGAACUAGAUAUGGAAAUUGAAAAAUGUGAAGCGAAAUUCCAUCUAGAUCGUGUGGCCAAUGACGGAGAAAAUUAUGUGCAGGACUCCUACUUAAUGAUCAAUCCAACUGAGGCUGAGAAGCAAAGGAGUAGGCCAGAUGAUCAAAAAGAAAUGCAUGAGUAUUUGAGCAAAAGUGAGGGCAUUUUACAGGUUGAAGAGAGAUUGAAACAUCACAAACAAUUAAUAGAGAACCUGUGUGCUGAAAUUGAAAAAGAGGUACAAGGUAUAUGCACGGAAAAAAAUGUAGAUGAUGUUCACACAGAAGUAGCCGCUAAUGCUGAAUUGGAAAACUCAAGUUUAGAAAGUGUAAAAUAUGAGCUGGAAAAAAGUAUGAAAGAUGGUCUAAGAAUCAACUCAUACCUGAGCUGCAUUCAGAAAGAACUUACAUACAGGGACUCACUGCUUCAAAAGAAGGAAAAAGAAUAUGAACUUCUUACCGAAGAAUUUAAUUUACUGCAUGUUAAAGACAACGUUGAAACUAGGCUUCAGCCAAAUGAAGAGCCAUCCAAGGGCAGUGGCAUCUCCAGUAACAGCACUGCUGUUCCUGACUUUGUUCAUAGAGUGACUAAUCUGGACAUAAAUGAUACAGACUCUGAUACUGGAAUAAGCUCUACACACAGUCAGGACUCUGAAAUAACCUCGGGGGACAUGGUACUGUUGUCAACAUAGUUGAAAACAGUCAUGCAUUUAUGAAAGGUCAUAUUUUGAGGAUAUUUAUAAGGAUUAGUAAAUCUUUUUGUCUUAAAAGUUAUGCUCUUCAAGAUGUUAAAACUCUGGCACCGCUUUAACAAAGUAAACAGUGUCUAUUUAUGUCCUUAAUAGUAUACUUGUGCUGAAAACCAUGUGCAGUAUCAUGGUUUAACUGCUGAUAGGUGCAAAGUUGUUGGCUUUGCUACAUCAAGACAGACUGCUUAGAUCUUGUAGUAUUGAUAAUUAGUGAAACAGGAGCAUUCUGACUGUCUUGGCCCAAAAAUUUGGAGAUUUGAUAUCCUUUGAUCUUUGGGUCCACUCCUGCAUCUCUCUAACUUUUUAGAAACAUGAAGUAGAGACGAGAGCAAACUAGACAGAGAGUUUUAUUUUCUACUCUGUUACAUUAGCUUUAUUCAGAUGGAGUUUCCCUGCCAUGAAGCUGCUGUAAAGGAAUAUAUAAUUGAGCAUGUAAUCUGUUAAAAAUAGUUUUUAUGAUAUUGUAGGACAAAAGAAAUAUAAUAGUAUUUAUGUUGUAUUUUUAAAUUUAGUUUCAUCAGGAUAUUUUCAAAAACUCCUAAGUCCCAUUUAAAAAAUUACCUUACACACAUAGGUUUUGAAUUUCGAUUCUCUUUCAGUGGCACUUACCUGCUUUUAAGAUUCUUAAACCCCCUACUUAUGAGCUAUUACCCUGUAGUUGCUCCAGUGAUUUUUAAGUCCAAGUAGUUUCUGCCAGCAGGCAUGUCAGAACUGCUUAUGUCCUGCUUUUGCGAGAUGCUCAAAUCUCAAACUCACACUUAACCCCAGGGGGAUUUUCAGAAAGCAAGGCUUUCUCCUGACUAUCUCAAUGGUUGGAUCCAGUGUCUUAAGCCUCCUCUAAAAAUGACUACCAAAAAAAGUGUAGCAGAAGUGACAGGCAGGAACAAGACAUUUUUGUCUCUGGCUAGACACUUUACCAAUAGCCACUUAGUUACUAUUUUCAUGUAGCAGGUAGGUUGCCAAAUCCCAUCUCAUGUUUUGGAGCAGGAACCUGUAAAUCCUACUUCCUCAGUGAGGAUUUCAGGAUACAGGUAAAACUGUCCACUUUUUAUAGCUAAUUAAAUAUUGGAGCCCAGGUAAAAUAAAAAAAAAAAAAGAGGGAAUGCAAAACAUGAGAAUUUUACAGCUAUGUGAUUAAGUUAAAUGAUUUCAUUUAAGAUGUAGUAGUUGA
Messenger RNA from Corapipo altera (White-ruffed manakin), 2721 nucleotides. RefSeq names its product Ras association domain family member 9 (gene RASSF9). Lineage: Eukaryota; Metazoa; Chordata; Aves; Passeriformes; Pipridae. The record is from RefSeq and is a predicted model, not a curated record. Bases 171 to 1493 code for a protein of 440 amino acids. Gene Ontology annotation, biological process: signal transduction. The transcript has 2 exons.